Molecule: messenger RNA, 7495 nt
Organism: Biomphalaria glabrata
Lineage: Eukaryota; Metazoa; Mollusca; Gastropoda; Planorbidae
Product: membrane-bound transcription factor site-1 protease-like
Exons: 30
Coding region: 419-3985 (1188 amino acids)
Biological process (GO): proteolysis
Cellular component (GO): Golgi apparatus
Molecular function (GO): serine-type endopeptidase activity
Source: RefSeq, a predicted model, not a curated record
UAGACCCUAGUCCUAGAUAGAUAAUAAACAUUAAACAUAGACCACUUUCCGAGACUUUCAACAUAAACAUUAGAUUAGAUCUAGAUAUAUUCUAUAUCUUUCUAGAUCUAGAAGUCUAAUAAUUAGAUCUAUAUAUCUAUGAAUCUGGAUUAUACUUAGGAUUAAUUUACCAUUACUUUAUAUAUUUUAGAUCAAAAUCAAGAUCUAGAUCUAGAAAUUUAUGUAUGUAUGUUAGUAGAAUCCUACCUAGAUAUUGGCUAGAUCUAAAAUCUAGGUUAGAUUUAUUAUUUUAUUUUAAUCUAUUAUUCAACAAAUGAGACAUGAACGGAAAAGAUGAAACUUGAUAACAAUUUCUUUGUUGUCUUUAAAAGGAUACACUUUUGUUUUUUUGGCAUUUAUAAUCUUGAUUGGCCAUAAGAUGCGGAGUGAGAUUCUAUAUUGUACAACUUUGUUUCUCCUUUUGGCAUGUCACCUUCAAGGGAGUUUUGGUGCCAAAAACAUCAGUGCAACUCCUGCCAAUCAGAGCAUUGAUAUAACUACCAUCUUGGUCCACUCUCAUCCUAAAAAGUUUACAUUCAAAUUAGAUGACAAAGAAAAUGGAGAGAUUAACUUUCACAGCCAUGAAUAUCCCAAAGAAGAGGACCGCACUGAUGUAAAAGUAAAAACAGAGUUGAAAUUGUUACAGAAUGCUGAUAAUCAGAGCUUUCUCAACUAUUCCACCACUAUUAAUUCACUAGAAGCUCCAUCCAACCAUACCUCAUCUUCUUCCCCCUAUUUAGAUCAUGCUUCUAAGCCCACUAUUGAUUCUCGCUUGCUAGUGAAUGACACUAAGGUGAAAAAGGGAUUUAAAAAGGAUAAGACUGAUGCUUUCCUAUUUGAUGAUUUAAAACUGACCAAUACUAGAAAAUAUGAACAUAUGCAAAUGUGCAAUAGCAGCUUCCCAGGCCAGACAGAAAGGCUUGACAUAGAGUUUGCUAGCUCCAUUGUGGAUAAUGAGUACAUCGUCACCUUCAAUGGCUACUACAAGACUCAAGCCAGGAAACGUUUUAUCACUGCUGCCAUGCAGGAGGCUGGAAUCACAUCUUGGAAGAUUCUACCUAGAAUCAACCCAGCUAAUACCUAUCCCAGUGACUUUGAUGUCAUCCAGUUUCAUGGUCAGUCUGACCAGGCUGUGGAAGCAGCACUUAAAGAUCACCCACUUAUCAAAAGGGUAACACCUCAUAAGAAAGUCACCCGCUCAUUGAAAUUUACCAAAGUAAAUGACAAUGAUGAACCAGAGGCUGAUGAUUCUGGAGCUCCCCACCAUAUAAACACUUUCAACUCUAGAAAUGCAGGCAGAAAAAGCUUGUCAACGCCUGCUAUGUGGCUCUCACCAUCCAAGUAUAAAUCUCGGAAACUGCUUCGAGCUGUUCCAAAACAAAUUGUCAGUGCACUGCAGGCAGAGAUGCUGUGGGGCUUGGGUUACACUGGUGCUGGGGUUAAGGUAGCCAUAUUUGAUACUGGGCUGGCCACUGACCAUCCCCAUUUUAAACGAGGAAGGUUAAAAGACAGAACCAACUGGACCAAUGAAAAGACCCUUGAUGAUGGUCUUGGUCAUGGGACAUUUGUUGCUGGUGUGAUAGCCAGUCAUAAAGAAUGCUUGGGUUUCGCACCAGAUGCUGACCUGUACGUCUUUAGAGUAUUCACUAAUAACCAGGUCUCAUAUACUUCCUGGUUUUUGGAUGCUUUCAACUAUGCAAUUCUGAAAAAGAUUGAUGUUCUGAACUUAAGUAUUGGUGGACCUGACUUCAUGGAUCAUCCAUUUGUUGAUAAGGUCUGGGAACUUACAGCCAAUAAAGUCAUAAUGGUGUCCGCUAUUGGAAAUGAUGGUCCAUUAUAUGGUACUUUGAACAAUCCAGCAGAUCAACUUGAUGUUAUUGGUGUAGGAGGCAUCAACUUUGAGCAUCAGAUCGCAAGGUUUUCUUCUAGAGGAAUGACCACUUGGGAACUACCCGCUGGCUAUGGCAGAGUUAAGCCAGACAUUGUCACAUAUGGAUCGGCUGUUCGUGGCUCAGCUCUCAAAACCAGCUGUCGGUCUCUAUCUGGUACAAGUGUUGCUUCCCCUGUGGUUGCAGGAGCAGUCACUCUACUCAUCAGUGCUGUCUUGGACAAAAAACACAUGAUCAACCCAGCCAGCAUGAAGCAGGCCCUGAUGUCUACUGCCCGGCGCCUGCCAGACGUGAACAUGUUUGAACAGGGGUAUGGUCGACUGGACUUGGCCCUGGCUCUCAGGACUCUGAAGAAUUACACUCCUCAGGCCAGCGCAAGUCCCAGCUACAUUGACCUUAUGGAAUCCCCUUAUAUGUGGCCCUACUGUACUCAGCCUGUCUACUACGGUGGCAUGCCUGUCAUUGUCAAUGUUACGAUUCUAAAUGGUAUGGGUGUCACUGGGAAAAUUCUGGACAAGCCCAAGUGGGAGCCCUACACACCAGAGUUUGGUCAUCACAUUGAUGUGUCCUUUUCUUACUCCGCUGACCUCUGGCCCUGGUCUGGAUACCUGGCCGUCUCCAUCACAGCUUCUAAGGAUGCAGCUACCUGGGAGGGUGUGGCCAAAGGUCAGAUCACACUGACAGUUGAAUCACCUCCAGAGGAUGAAGAAACAGAGGCAAGAAGAUCUACUAUUGUUAUUCCUGUUAGGGCGAAAAUUAUACCUACGCCCCCCAGAAGCAAGCGGAUUCUGUGGGACCAGUACCACAACCUGCGCUACCCGCCGGGGUAUUUCCCCAGAGAUAAUCUACGCAUGAAGAAUGACCCAUUAGACUGGAAUGGCGACCACAUCCACACUAACUUCAAAGACAUGUAUCAACACUUGAGAGAGAAAGGAUAUUAUGUGGAAGUUCUAGGUUCCCCCUUCACCUGUUUUGAUGCCACCCAGUAUGGCACGCUGCUUCUUGUAGACCCCGAAGAAGAAUACUUCAGCGAGGAGAUUAGCAAGCUGCGUCGAGACAUUGACAAUGGAUUGUCUCUCAUUGUGUUUGCCGACUGGUACAACGUCUCAGUUAUGAAGAAGGUCAAGUUCUAUGAUGAAAACACCAGACAAUGGUGGAUGCCUGACACUGGCGGGGCUAACAUCCCGGCCCUUAACGAACUGUUAGCACCUCUGGACAUGGCUUUCAGUGAUACAGUUUAUGAGGGAGACUUCAAGAUCGGAGAGCAUGACAUGUAUUACGCCUCUGGUACAAGUAUUCUCAAAUUCCCAGAGGAUGGCCUUCUGUUUACUGGAACCUUUAAGAAUCAAGGCUUUGAAGUGAUGAAAGCAAACACACUAACUGUCCCUGAUGUGCCAGUUCUUGGUCUUCACCAGGUCAGCUCCAGCCCCAGCGCUGGGCGUGUAGCUUUGUAUGGGGACUCCAAUUGUUUGGACUCCAGCCACUUACAGAAAGAUUGUUUCUGGAUGCUGAGUGCCAUGCUGGAGUAUACAGCUCACAACAUUGUCCCAGUGGUUCUCUCCUCUCUCAGCAAGGCCCCACUGCCUCCUGUCAUGGAGAUGCCCUCCAGAAUGGAAGGCAAUCACCUUCAUCGCUACUCUAAAGUCAUUGAGGGAAGCCUCAGCUCUUUUCAUUCUCGCCCACUGCCCCAGUGCCCAAGCCUCAUUUGGGCAAUGCCACAUCCUCUGAACAAGUCUGCACCAUCUGACAUCUACCAACCUCAGAGGUUGUUAUCCAUUGACAUCGACAUCCCUCUCAACCCAGCCAACCGUCCAGACUUAGGAUUCUCUGCUCUGAGAGAACAUAACACCCUCGACAUCCAGUCACCUAUAGCCAGCCCCUUGUUAAGCCAGGACAGGCUGACCUGGUUCCCGGUGAUUGCCUUCCUGGCCACAUGCCUGGUGGCCUUGUUUCUGUUCAACCAGUAUUAUAGGACUAAGUCCAGGCCAAAGAGGAAACGCCCCCGUCCCAGAAAAAUGGCAGCGAUCAGCUACGUGGGGAAAGUGCCAGGAGUGUAAAAAGAUAGUCAAAGGAAUCAAUGAAGUAAAGGUGUGAAUACAUACCAUUUGGUGCGAAAAUUGAUUCUUUAACCAUCCUAUGUUAGUGACAUGACUGUGGAGUAUUGUGGAAAGGAUUCAACGUUGAUUGACUUCAAGCUGUCACAUUAAGAAACUGACAGCAGAGAAAGAUGAGUCAGUUCACAGUUCAUUACAAAAAUUUUAUGACUGUGUAUCAUUGCAGCUAUAGUGUCGUCUGAUGUUGAUAAUAAUAAUUUAAAGUUUCAACUUGUUGUUUUCUUGCAUCGUCACAUAUGUUUUUCUUUUGGACACCAUGUUGGACUUGUCAUAAGACCUCUAACAGCUACACCAAAAUGUUUAACCCUGUGCUGGACACCUCAUAAUGAUUUUCACAGAGAUUUGAUCACAAAAUUGCAAUAUCAAAAGUUUAUCAAAUAUUUAUUUAUUUCAACGCAUAUGAAAUUGGAUGUUAUCGUUUGACAUAUGCAGGAGAAAUAUAAAUUGCCUUGUAAAUAAUAUAGUAUCACAAAAUGUUUGUCAUAUGUUAUUGUGAGGGGGGGGUCUCUUCAUGUUGCUAUGUAGAUCAAGUAGAUGUUUUAGGGUCUGUUAUAUUUACUUUGCACUUGGUAAAUAGAAGUGGGCUUUAUGGUUUCUAUUAGUAAAUAGGUAGGUUCCAUAACAUAAUGCAAGCCAUUAAAUCUGAUUGCACCUAUUCUGUAAAUGAAAUGGAUGCUUUAGGAUCUGUUACAUUUACUUUGCACUAGGUAAAUUAAAGUGGGAUUUAUGGUUUCUAUUAUAUCCUAGAUAGUAAAUAGGUAGGUUCCAUAACAUACUGUAAGCUGUUUAAUCUGAUUGCACCCAUUGCUGCCUGUGGUCAAGGAUUAUGAGACAGGAGUGUGUUUCGACAACAAUCAACCUAUGUUUACUAAACUGUCAGAUACAUGCUUAAUCAUUUUGGACUCUUGGUUUUCUGAAUUGCUAAAUACAAUGAAUCAGUACUAUUUACACGCCUGACAUGACAAGAAGAACAGGAUUGUGUAAAGUAAUAUUUUUUUAACAAACCUUUGAAAACAAAAUACGUUUACAUUAUAAGAACACUGAAGCUAAAAAGAUCUAUCUAUGACCUGUCACUGUAGUACCAUAUUAAAAAUUAAAAGUUUUUUGUUUUUUUUAAAGCUAGGAAAUUGUUUAUGUGUAGAUUUAGCUCCCUUGACAUUGAGUAGAUGUAUCUCCAAUUUGAGUGGGAGAGCUGAUAUAUGUACCAAAUUAAACAUUUUAAAGUUGUUUUGUUAUUUUUUCUUCUUAAAUCAAAAUCCAUUGACACUGUGUAGAUUUAACUUCCUUGACAUGGAGAGGGUGAUCUGAUAGAUGUCACUCACUGUCACCAAUGUAAAUCUACAUAUGGUUUUGUUUUAGGAUAUAUUGUUGGCCACCAAAGUCUGAUACUGGUUUAUUAGAUCAGGAUUAUAAAACUGAGUUGUCAACCCAUUGCUCUACUGGAAGAAUGUCUCAUGAGUGUUAAGAAUUACUAUGUUUUAUUUUCAGAUCUGACUGUAUCUAGUCCACAUUUGUUUCUACAUCCCUGUACGCAACCAUUUGUUUCUCCUUCUUCACUUUAAUCAUUAGCUAUAUUACUCAAAAAUUCUUAUUAGUUUUAUCGGUGUCAGAUAUUUGCAUUUUUUAAAAUCAGCUGCUUAGAUUAAAAGAGUUGUCAUUGUCUUUUACAAAACUUAUGAAUGUUUUUUUUUUUUUUUUGUUAUCAGCUGUUCAAUACAUAACUUACAUUUUUUAUUUUAGGAAUAAGUUUUGUUGUCAUGUGUUGCUCUGUUUUUGUGUUACAGUUUGUAGGUUUGUUGUUUUCACCAUUUUUGUGUUUUUAACUUUGGCAUUAAUCCAGUAAAACUUUUUUUUGUCUUUUACAGAGGAAUACAUUUUAUUACAUAUGUAUUAAAUCCUGCACCUAUUUUUAUUUUUUAGCUGAUUGACGUUGAUUAGAUGACAAUUGUCUGAUGAACAAUAAUCAUAUGAAAUUAUUACCUUUUUUUUUUUCUCAGUUUCAGUGCCACGAUAUGUGUUGAACAUUCAGUCACAUAAUUUAUUACUAUAUAUAUAAAUUUAAGUUAUAUAUACAUAUAUAUAUAUAUAUAUACAGUAAAGAUCAUCUGUUUCUGUGGCCUACUUUUAACGAGGGUGUCAUGGGGCCAUCACAAUGACCAACCAUCUUUACUUUCCCCCAACUAAUGUCUGGUACCCAUUAGAGCUUGGUGGACUCAGAGGCACCCGAAAUUAAAAAUCCCAGUCUUCAAUUCCUUGACUCUAUGAUUCGAAAGCCAAGCGCUUUACCACUCAGCCACCACGCCACACAUACAUAUAUAUGUAGCAAGUUGGAAUAAUAUGUUCCUUUUUUUAUCUUUUAUCGUGUGAUUUUACUCCCCAAGGCAUUCGAAUGAUCCCACAUUUGAUCUUUAUAUCCAUUUACCAUGUAUUGUAUGUAGUGUACAUAAUAACUAACUCAUUGACCUGAAAUGUUGCACUGACCUAGAAUUUUAUGGAAGCCAAAACUAGAUUUAGUUCUUGCCUCUAUGAUCUUGACCUUGUCAUACUGUGCACCCACCACUCUUCUAGUUGUGCUGUAUAUCAUCCUGUGUGUAAUUGUGUCACGCUACAGCAAAGCAUGAGUCUUAAUAGAACUCAAAAUCUUUUUGUUUGGACUAGUUUUUCCAUCUAUCUCUAUAUCUUUAUAAGGCUUGUCUUCGAGUUAGAUGAUUACUGGAUAAAUUGCAUUGUUUCACCUUGCUUCUCAGUCUUUGCUGAUGACAUUUUUAAAAUAGCCAUUCAAGGGCCUUAACUACUAAAGAAAAUAUAUUUUUAUCACAAAGUGUAGAUAAUUUUUAUUAUUUUAUGUGCAGAUGCAGUGCUGAUCAAACUAGUUUUUUUUUCUUUUAAAUUUUGCGGGACGAUUUUUAAUAUUCACUUGGGUCUAUCAGAUUAAUCUAAAAAUAUGCUUUGAUAAUUUCAGAUGUAAUAACUUAAUUAUCAGCCUUAUUGAUUAGUAGAAGAGGAGUAUCCCUCUGUCAUAUAUUAUCAAUAUGUCAUGAUGCAUUUCAUAGGCAUGUUUGUUUCUUUACUCUCUCUAAUGUCAUAAAAGUGUUAUAGAAUUAUAUUUCAAUGUCAUUAUAUUUUAUUACACUUAGUCACUCCAUUAAGAAGUCAACAUCUAGCUAACAAUUUACAUUCAAUUACUUUCAGAAACUGGUCAAAUAGAAACAUUAUAAUUAUGAUACUCCAUUCAUGAACUUAUGAAAAAUUUGUUAGCAGAAUUUCUUCAGGAGUGAUAGACCGUCACAUAGGGAAAGACCUGCCUUAUAACAGACUAUAGAUUAUUUAUUUGUUUGUUAUUGACAUAUAGUUCUGAGAGAUUCCUUUUUUAUUGUAUUUAACUGUGUAUUGCACUUUUUUUUUUUAUAAUGGGUUCAAGAAAUGGAAAGGAAAUAAAGAAGUCAACAUAAA